GUGGUUGUGUGUAUGUUUGCGGGGCUCGUGAGCAUUGCGGAAGCAUUGACGGCCUCUGGUGCUUUCACGAGAGCUCGCGAAUGUGGAAAGAUGGAUCCAAGCGAACCUAGGGACUCCUUGGAGUAGAGUUUAGCGGGGGCUUCCAAAAUGGUUGCGAGUUCUGCUGGUCAACCUGUGGCCAGGCGGUCAGGGUCAGACGAAGGUCGGAGCGAACCUGCCCCCACAAUGGAGGGAUCCCUUUGGCAGCGGCUGUGCCGGCGGUAUCACCGCCAGCUGUACCUGCGCUAUCUCAUGUACUUGUGGUGCGCGGUAGCGCUCGCGGGGGCGGCAGUCACUUUUGUCCUGGUCUUUGAGAUGGACAAGCACAACAGCUACAGUGUACUGAAGCGGACCUGCAAGGACAUAGCCACACACUUUGAGACGUCGCUGUAUCAGCAAGUGGACGCGGCGCGCAUCUUCAUCGGGUUCAUCUGGGCGUCUCCGGGCACUGUCAACCUCACGAGCUACACCAACUUUGCGGUUGCGACCGCGUUCCAGCGCACGGUGGUCAAGGCGAUUAUCUACCUGAAGUAUGUGCCGGGGGCGCAGCGCAGCGAGGUGGAGCAACAGUUGGGGUACAACUUCACCCAAUUGGGUGCCCUCGCUGGAGUUGGGAAUGUUAUCCUUGAGCCGAGGAACGUCUCUGCCGAGUAUGCAGUACUCCAAUUUUUCAACGUGCGGGAGAGACCGGCGGUUCCUGUGGGGUUUGACACCAUGUCUGACAUCCGCCAAACCAUAGCCCUGGCCAAUGCUCGGGACUGCGGGGACGUGGGCUUCACUCAGCCGCAGCGCUUUGCGAGCGGCCUUUCUGGAUUCUUUGGGAUGUUCCCGGACUAUGGCCUUCUCGAUCUCGCCAUACCAGUCAACGCCACUAUCGAUCAGCGGCGAGCGGGUAUCCAGGGGUGGGUCGGGGCGCAGUUCACGGUGAAUCAGUUGGCGGACGAUGUGCUUAAGCAGCUGAGGGGUCAGGGCGACGGGGACAACGUCAAGAUCUGGAUCUACGACGUGUCGCCGCAGUACGGCACCGGCUUCAACGACGGCCUCCUCUUUGGCGACGCAAACCACUUGCACUUUGAGCACACCGAAGCAUUUUCUGCGGGGGUCCGGGAUUACGAGGUGCGGUGCAACCGGGGCAUCAGCAACCGGGACCUGGUUCUGCACCCCUUGGGCUGGUCAGCGCUGGUGGUGGUUCUCGGUUUCCUCGCCGGGUUUAUUCUUUUGCUCACAGUUAAGAGAGCGGAGGAGGCCGAAAAGAACCUGCACCGGAUGGAGCGUCUGAACGGAGAGAUGGGCCAAGCCAAGGCGGCCGCAGAGGCUGCUGACGUGGCCAAGACCUACUUCCUGCAGAACAUGUCGCACGAGCUUCGCACGCCCAUGAACGGAAUGAUUGGCAUGACGAACUUGCUGCUAGGCACGGAGCUGGACGCGCAGCAGCUGGACUACGUCAAGACGGCGCGCGCGAGCGGGAACGCGCUCUGUUCGCUCGUCAACGACUUUUUGGACCUGUCCAAGAUCGAGGCGGGCAGGAUGGAGAUCGACUCGCUGCUCUUUGACGUACGGACGGAGCUGGACGAUGUGCUGGGGCUGUUUGAGGAGAGGACGCGGCAGAAGAACCUGGAGCUGGCGGGGCUGGUUCAGGAGUGCGUUCCGGAGUUGGUUCUGGGCGACCCGGGGAGGAUACGACAGGUGCUGAUCAAUCUGGUGGGGAAUGCCGUCAAGUUCACAAAGUCGGGGAGCGUGUUUGUGUACGUCCGAGUCGAGACUUUGGACGACGAGCCGGGUCCGGCGUCCGAAUCGCAUGCAAUCACCAUCGAGCCCGCCCCCGCCGAUCGCCCGUCAACCGCCGCCGAAUUCAGAGACGAACGGCAGCUGUGUCCGAGCAGCUCCGGGGCCAAGUGUGAGGUGCAUGACAUCAGCGAGGCCCGGAGUGACGUCAGCGGGCGGGCGGGUGCGAACAAGCGGAGCCGGCAGGAGACAGCGGAGGUCAGCGGGAGAGGGGAGAACGGAUCGGAAGGCGGACGGGCGUCGAGGAAAAAGAGGUGUCCAUGUCUAAGGCGGGGGGACGACUGGGAGGGGCCUUUGGAGGAGGAAGCUGAUGAAGGAACGAAAGCGGGGGGGCAGAGUCCAGGGGGCUACGUGCGGGAAGUGGACCCCCCCAUCUCGUUGCGGCCAGGGGCGCAAAGCAACCUCGAAGCGUACAGGCGGGCUGGUGACGACGACCAGAUAAGGUCGCCCGUCUACCAACAGAGCAGACGGAUCCGGCUUGUCGUAUCCGUAGAGGACACAGGCAUCGGCAUUCCGCUGGCGGUGCAGCGGCGGCUCUUCGAGCCGUUCUUUCAGGCGGACUCGUCCAUCACGCGCGAGUUUGGCGGCACCGGCAUCGGGCUCAGCCUCAGCCGCGCGCUGGUGCGUCUCAUGAACGGCAGCAUCGCUUUCAGCAGCACGCCCGACGUAGGGAGCACGUUCCAGUUCGACGUGGAGCUGCGUGUCUGCGAGACGGGCGCCCAACGUAGCAUGCCGCUGCGGCUGCAGUCGGCGCAGUCCGCACAGCUGGCCGGGGUGCGGAUACUCGUCGUCGGGAAUCACGCGGCACGCCGGGAGAUCGUUGCAGCGCACCUCAGGCGGCUCGAUAUGCAGCCCGUCGUGUCAGACUCGAGCACCGCCGCCGACACCCUUGCCGCGUGUGUCGACUCCCCCGACCGCUUCCGCCUGGCGAUUGUGGACGUUGAAGCGGUUGGGGGACAUGACACCGCCCGGCAGAUCGGGCAGCAGCUAUCCACGGACUUGCGGCUGGCGGGCCGGCUAGGCCUUGUGAUGGCCACGUGUCAAACCAGCGCGCAGCUGGAGGCGAAAGCCAAGUGGGCGGGUUUUGGACAGGUUCUCGUAAAGCCGCUGCGCAUGGGCACUGUAGAGGUGUGUAUGCUUCAAGCGUUGGGCGUGGCCAUGAGCCGGCAGCGUUCAGCGACGCCCGACAGUGCGGGGGGGGCGCUGCGCAUGUGGCUGCGGGGCAAACGAAUCAUGGUCGUGGAUGACAUGCUGAUCAACAGGAAAGUGGCGAGCAGCAUGCUGCAGCGGUUCGGCGCAGAAGUGACCGCGGUCGGCGGCGGAGAGGACGCCGUGGAAGCCGUGCGGAAAGCGGGCGGAACGCCGUUCCACAUGAUCCUCAUGGACCUGCAGAUGCCCGGCAUGGACGGCUUCGAGGCGGCGAUGGCAAUGCGGAAAUUGGAGGCCGAAGCUCGGGGCUUGACGAAUGGACACGUGUCCACUGCGGACGUCCGACAAGCGGACGGGCUAACGUCUGAUGUCGUCAGCGCCAAGCCUGGGGCGGGUAGCGAGGACGGGGCUCAGGGAGUGCCGAUCGUGGCGCUGACAGCUGACGUCAUGGAGGGCGUACGGGAGAAGUGCCUGGCGGCCCAAAUGACGGACUACUUGAGUAAGCCGUUGGAUCAGAAGCAGCUGCGGCAGGUGCUGACGCGCUUCUUCCCAUUGAAGCAAGCGGAAAUCAGCAAGCCUUAGCCUAACUUAUUUGUCAAAGACCAGCGUGAGGGUCAGCAUACUGGGUCAGAAAGGAUCUCGGGUUUCAUUUGAUUGGGGUCUGCAUAUACCUAUGCAUAAUUAUAACUCAUGCGUUUGGGCUACUCUUGCACUGGGACCGCCUUAACGGCGGAAUCGGACCUGGUGUCAGAGGAUUGGCUAUACGAGCUGAGCGAGAUUUGUAACACUAGCCGAGCCCCAAGUUUUCAAGGGCCUCGCAACUGAGCGGCCGUCAAAACAUAUUAAGGAGUGAUGCUCCCUGUAGCUUGUAGAUGAUAGGCGCACCUUGCGCGUUGCAUUGCUUCGUUCAUCAGCCUCUGACUCUGGUCCAUAGCUUGAGAAGGAUUCAUAUACGAAGCGUCAAGUUGUAAAGUAUAAUGGGCCCAGCGCGCUGCGAGACUGAGGUUCCACAGCUUGUGUAUCUAAGGUGUUCUGGUUCGCAACCGACUGUUCAACUCCGACGGUGUCACAACCGUCCCGGUCAGCUUUCUGGCAUCGGCCUUGCAUUUAGCAACUCGCAACCCAUCGAAGGGACGGUC
Messenger RNA from Klebsormidium nitens, 4112 nucleotides. Lineage: Eukaryota; Viridiplantae; Streptophyta; Klebsormidiophyceae; Klebsormidiales; Klebsormidiaceae. The record is from the annotation of a GenBank genome assembly.